AUGAUCCAUCAAGACUGCAUUACCCUUCCCCGCCUCAUAAACAUCAACCGGCACGAGCACCGUGUUUCUCGCACUUCUCUUCUUGGUGUACUGAAUUCUGUAUGUGGGGUUUGUCGCCAGAAGGUGGACUGGACUUGCGGGGGAUAUUCUUGUCAAAAGUGUCCUGGCUAUGUCGUGCAUUCGAAAUGCGCUACAAGAAAAGAUGUGUGGAACGGGAAAGAACUCGAAGGAAUACCGGAAGAAACAGAAGAUAUAGAGCCAUAUGUGGUGAUAGAUGACAACACAAUACAGCAUUUCAGCCACAAGGAGCAUUACCUAAGACUCAACUUUGAUGGUGUUUUAUGUGAAGACAACAAGCAUUGCAACGCAUGCACCCAACCCAUCUCUCUCGAAUCCUUCUAUGGCUGUAUCAUGGAUUGUGAUUUCAUGCUCCACAAAAAGUGUGCUGAAUUUCCAAAGAAGAAAUGGCAUGUGCUACACAAUGAACGACUUACUUUAGUUCCAAGAAAGUCAGAUUUCUUUGUGUGUGAUGCUUGUUAUAGAGUGUCUAAUGGUUUUGUGUACCAGCAUGGUGAUAUGGAAUUAGAUGUUCUGUGCAGUUCAAUUUCUGAGCCCUUUGUUCAUCCAAGUCAUCCCGAUCAUCCUUUAUAUUACAUUCUACGAGACGAAGAUGGAAUCUGCAGUGGUUGCAACUUAGAGGAAUCUCAUGUGCUCAGUUGCAUUGAAGUUGGUUGUGGAUUUGUCCUGGGAUUCAAAUGCGCCACUUUGUCACAUGUUAUAAAGCAUAGAGUUGAUGAUCAUCCUCUCACACUAUGCUAUGGUGAAGAGGCAAGUGGUAAAUACUGGUGUGACAUUUGUGAGACAGAAACUGAUCCAAGCAAGUGGUUCUACACGUGA
This is a messenger RNA of Microthlaspi erraticum, 897 nucleotides long. The record is from the annotation of a GenBank genome assembly. Lineage: Eukaryota; Viridiplantae; Streptophyta; Magnoliopsida; Brassicales; Brassicaceae.